Messenger RNA from Gymnogyps californianus (California condor), 2279 nucleotides. RefSeq names its product prickle planar cell polarity protein 4 (gene PRICKLE4). NCBI's taxonomy places the organism in Eukaryota, Metazoa, Chordata, Aves, Accipitriformes, Cathartidae. Gene Ontology annotation, molecular function: zinc ion binding. The record is from RefSeq and is a predicted model, not a curated record.
AGUUUUCCCUGCUCAGCCUCCAUUCCCUCGCCUCCUCCGGAGCAGGGCGGGACGGCGGCGGCCGGAGCCGGGCAGGAGGAGCGGCCGGCGGAGCCCGGAGCGGCGGAGCCCCGGUACCGGGGCGCGGGGAAAGGGCAGCUCAUGUCCCUGCCGAGCCCCGCAUGGCCCCAGCGAGACGAGCCUCCCCCCUGCGGCAUCACCACUGGCCUCCCACCGGCCUCAUCCGACAGCGACUCCGGCUGUGCCCUGGAAGAGUACCUGGAGCCCCCCGCGGACCCCGCGCCCCCCGAGGUCUCGCUCUGCUUCGGCACCUGCUCGCCGCAGCCUGCCUCUCCCGCCGACAGGAUCCGGCUCCGCGCCAGAGCCCUCCUGCAGCAGCUGCCUCCUCAGGACUGCGAUGAGCGGUACUGCCCUGACCUCACGGAGGAGGAGAGGAGGCAGCUACGAGCUUUCAGUGCCCGACGGAGACGGGAGGCCCUGGGGCAGGGGCUGGCAUGUCCCGUGCCGGGUCCCUGCCAUGGCUGUCCCUGCAAGAAGUGCGGCAGGAGGCUGAACAAAGGGGACCUGGGGAUUUCAGCAUCUCGGCUGGGGGACCACUUCUGGCACCCGUCCUGCUUCUCCUGCCACUUCUGCCACCAGCCCCUGGUCGACCUCAUCUACUUCCAGCAGGAUGGGAGGAUCUACUGCGGCCGGCACCACGCCGAGCUCUUCCGACCCCGCUGUCCCUCCUGCGACCAGCUGAUCUUCAUGGAGGAGUGCAUCGAGGCGGAGGGCCGGCGCUGGCACCUGGAGCACUUUUGCUGCCUGGAGUGCGACGUGCCCCUGCGCGGGCAGCGCUACGUGAUGAAGAGCGGCCGGCCCUGCUGCCCCUGCUUCGAGAGCCUCUUCGCCGAGCCGUGCCAGGCCUGCGGGGACCCCAUCGGUGCCGACAGCGAGGAGGCCACCCACCAAGGCCUCCACUGGCAUGCCCGAGCCGCCUGCUUCUGCUGCAGCCUCUGCCGAAAGCCGCUGCGCGGGCAGCCCCUCACCUCCAGCCGCGGCCGGCUCUUCUGCUCCGAGACCUGCAGCCUGGGCUGGGAUGCAUCCUCCACCACCUCCGACUCCUCCGACUCGGCUUUCGCCUCGGCUCCGUCCCCCGACUCGACGUCCCUCUCCCGAGCUGGCCCCGCCGGCAGGACCGCACCGGGGACGGGCAGCACCUCGGCAGCCGGGGGCUGCAGGCAGCGGGUGGAAGGGGCAGAGGCUUUUUUGGAUCAGGCCCCUGUGCAUCCUGCAUUCAGGAGCCUGGAGGACCGUGGAGCAGCUGCUAAGGAGCGGAGCAGGGAUGCUGUGUACACAGGGAUGCUGGGACCACCAGCCAGCCACCCCUCCGCCCCCCAGCCCAGCACAGAGGGUCCCAACGAGCCUGGAGCCUUGGGCCACCUGGUUUCGGGGGGCCCUGAGCCCCGAACACCUGCAGGCAAUGGAAACCCACGCUUCCGAGCGGGCACAUCCCCUGCCCGAUGCAGCCCACGGCCGGAGGACAUCGACCUGCAGGACAUCACGGAGGAGGAUGACUCCUGGUGUCCCACUUGCUCUUCAUCUUCGGACUCAGACUCGGAGGAAGACGGUUUCUUCUUCGGGAAGCCCAUCCCCAAGCCCGGGAUGAGUUCCCUGGGCAGGGAGCCCCUGGGGAGGGCCGGGGGCAGGACGGCAAAGCCACAGGGCAGCAGCAGGCACUGCAGCGUGUCCUAGCAGCGGGGACUGGGGGGUCCUCGACCGGCACUGCCAUCCUGCCAGCCCCUGCCAUGGUCUCAACACAUUCCAAGUGCAUUUUGGACGCAGCCCAAGGCUGGUGGGGAGAAGUCUCUGGGAUCUUUUCCCCCCCCGCCCCCCCGGUAGCUGCUGGCAAAGCACAGCCUGCAAUUCCUGCCGGCCUCUUUCGCAAUUAGGAACAGGUAAAGCAGGUAGGGAGCAGAGAGCCGGCAGCCGGCACCAGGGCUCCCAUCUCAGACAAGGCGGCAGCCCCGGAGAGCAGCCGCACGCAGGGGAGGGCGGCCGGGUGCUUAAGACAAGGGCUGCUGCCUGCAUCGUCCCGCUGCGGGGCUGCUGCUGCGGACCCACGGGGACAGGAGGGGUGCUGGCUGCCAGGGUCGGUUCCUUCCCUGGGACACCUCCUUGAAGGAUGAGCGCCACUGCCAGAUGCUCUCCAUCCCUGGUGGCACCGUGUCCUGCUGCCACCGCGGGGAGGGGACCAGGGGGGCAGCUCUACUGCUGCCGAUGACGAUGCUCCAAUAAAA